AGUCUACAAGGCGUCGUGUGGCAAAGAUGGCGUCGUAUUGACAUACAAAAGAGAGGCAAACGAGAAAUGCUACCGAAUUUCGCCUAAUAUUUAACUUUUAUCUUUUUAUAAUUUGACUGAGUUUCACUCUAAACUUUUAAUUAUGACUCCAAGAAAAAAGCCCACUACAAGCUCAGAAUCAACAUCAGGGAGUAGCAGUUCUUCAAGUUCUUCUAAUUCGUCUUCAUCCUCUGGAACUGAUUCAAGUUCUUCAGACUCUGAAAACUCUUCAGCAUCCCAAGGCAGUGCUGCAAAAAGUGGUGGUCGCUCAACAGAUUCUGACACCCGCAAAACUAAUGUUAAGAAGAAGGCAUCACAGAAUGCUGCCAGUACGUCAUCAAAUUCUAAUACCUCAUCUGCGCCAGUGGCAUCCAAAUCCAACUCCAAACCUGAAGCUCCCGGAACUUCAGCAACAGAUAAUGUCGAAAAUGCCAAAAAGGCCACUAAAACUAGAGCAGGGGCACAGAAAGCAAAUCAGGUUUAUACUUCAGAUGAUGAUGAUGUCCCAUCUAAAGCAGCAGCCAAACGUAAAGCCCCUGCUAAGCCUAAAGUUUCAGCUACUGUAACUCCUCAACAAAGACAAACAAAACCACCAGCCAAGUCUGCACAAACUAAAGCAAACGUGGGAAAGGCAAAUUCUACAGCAAAAAAUGCACCGCCUAAAGAUACGUCCACUGCUUCUAAAGCUAAUGCCAGCAAACAGGUAGACAAAAAAAACAAAAGUAUCUUUAGUCCAGAUAAUAGUAGUGAGAGUGAUGGUCCAUCCACUCCAUCAAAAACUGUGCCACCCAAGAGUUUGGCCAACAAGGUAUCUGCUGCCUUAAACCAGAAAGGAAAACAGAAGAAAGAGUCUGGUGGUGCCUCGGAUAAAUCUCCUGCAACUUCCGGUUCAUCUGGGUCAGGAUCAUCGUCAGGUUCUUCUAGUAGCUCCGAUAGUGAAUCAAGUGCGGAAUCUACUUCGGCUGCUAAUAAAACAACUCCUACAACACCUGUAAAGAAAGGGCCUGGCCGGCCACCAAAGAAAUCACCCGCCACUCCAGUUCGUUCCCAGGCACGAAAUGCAAAGAAUACUAAGCAAUCUACCCCACCAACACCAUCAAAUUCUAAUUCAAAUUCUAACUCGAAUUUGGGUCCAACUCCUGGAGGGGACUCAAUAAGAGCAGGGUCUGAAAGUGAAGCUGAUUUGUCUCAGUCUAACAAGUCAUCUCCUGAGAAGUCCAAAACAGAGGCUCCACCAAUAAGGAAAGUUACAAGAUCAGCAACAAACAAUGCUCGACGAAGUAAACAUUUAAUUGGGAAAUCAGCGUUAGGAAGUGAUUCAGAUUCAGAAACAGAGGGUAAAGCAGGAUUAUCAAAAACUCCAGGAAAGAAGAACACCAACACCAAAGCACCUCCGCGUAAAACAAAAGGAAAAGGAAUGGGCGUUCCACAUUCUGAAUGUGGUGCAAAAAUCAUACCUGAGGAGGAAAGGAAAUGCCCAUACGAAGGUUGUGAUUCUAAAGGUCAUCUCAGUGGAGAUUAUGAGAAACAUUACAUCAUAGAAGCUUGUCCAUUAUAUCAUAACAAGACACCUGAAGAGUGUAAAGCUGCCUAUACUGAAAGAGUGAAACGAAAUGAAGAAAGACAAAGACUUCUUGCUGCUAUUAUGGAGAGGAAAUCUCCCAAAACUCAUCAGUCUUUAGAUCAGCGCAAUUAUAUGUUGAAGGUAAAAGAAAUGAGGGACAAGGAUAAAAAACGCAAGAAACGGAAGAAUAGUAGUAGUGGUAGUGACUCUGGUAGUGGCAGUGGAAGUAGCAGCAGUAGUAGUGAAGAAGAGCCCGACGAAGAUUCGGGACAAAGAGAGCCAAAACUCAAAGGUGUUGCUCCUAUGUAUGAUAUACAACUCUUUCAGGAGGCUCAAGCUAUGACCAGCCAGAAACUUGAGGAAGAUUUGAAAAGUCUCCCAUUUACAAAGGGUACUAAGUAUAUUGAAAUGGGCAAGCAUGAAAUGGAGGUGUGGUAUCAAAGCCCUUAUCCUGAUGACUAUGCGCGCCUACCAAAAUUGUAUCUCUGUGAAUUUUGCCUCCGGUAUAUGAAGAGUUGUACAAUUCUCAAAAGGCAUGCUGUGAAGUGUGUGUGGAGACACCCACCAGGCAAAGAAGUGUACAGGAAAGACAAACUUUCUGUUUGGGAAGUUGAUGGAAAAAGGUACAAACUGUAUUGUCAAAACCUGUGCCUUCUUGCAAAAUUCUUCCUUGACCACAAAACAUUAUAUUAUGAUGUUGAACCAUUCCUCUUCUAUGUUAUGACUUUAAAUGAUGGAGAUGGAUGUCAUACUGUGGGCUACUUCAGUAAGGAGAAGAACUCGUUCCAGAAUUACAACGUGUCUUGCAUCCUGACGCUGCCGCCGUACCAGCGCCAAGGCUUCGGCCGCCUCCUCAUCGACUUCAGCUACCUGCUCACCCGGCAGGAGGGCAAGAUGGGCUCGCCCGAGAAGCCCCUCUCGGACCUGGGGCUCAUCUCGUACCGGUCGUACUGGAAGGACGUGCUGCUCGAGUACCUCUGCAACUUCGGCGGCAAGGAGCUCAUGGUGAAAGACAUCAGCCAGGAAAUGGCUAUCAACCCGAGCGACAUCGUGAGCACACUGCAAGCCAUGGGCAUGAUCAAGUACUGGAAGGGCAAGCACAUCAUCCUCAAGAAGCAGGACGUGCUUGAGGACUACCAGGAGCGGUCCAAGCGCCGCAGCCCGGUAUUCAAGGAGCUGGACCCCAAGUGCCUCCGGUGGAGCCCGUGGUUGGCGCCGAGCACCGCGGUCCCCGGGCCCGGGCCCGCCUGAUCCAGGCUCCCGGGGGCCCCGCCAUCUGGCGGGGACCCCCAGGCCAAGCAGGCGACCGCCGGCCCCAGCAGGGGCAAGGCGCCGCCCAGGCUUGGCCACCACGGCUACCUCGCCCUGGCCGCCGCCUCGAGCUCCGGCGUGGGGACCAGCGCGGGGUCCGCCGUCCCCGCCAAGGCCCCCGGCAAGCAGCGCGAUCGCCACGGCCCCCGCGGGGCGGGCGCGAGCGGCAGUGCGGGCGGCGGCGGCGCGGGCGCGGGGGCCGGCAGGGCGCACCGCUAGGGGCGGCCCGCGCAGUCGCCCUGUCUCAGCCCAUCGUGCCGCCGCGAGAGGACGCCGCGCUCGCGGCGGGACGAUGCCCUGACACCGCGCGAAUGUGCGGAGCCGACCCCCGGGGCCAUCAUGACCCCCGCGGUGGUGGCAGAGUUCAGGAGGAACCUGGCGCUGUGCGCGCGGGCCUGUCUCAACCGACUGGCCUCGCCGUGGUACCUGUGAUCUCAUGGGCCGCGGGGCCGCACCGUGGCGUGCCUCACGGCGUGCCCCAUGGCAUGCCUCUCGGCCUGCGCUCCAAGGCCGGACCCGGUGCACAAGCCUCUCACUCUCUGCGUCUCUUCCACUUUUCUCGCCCGUACCGAUGACGUUUGACAUUCAACGGAGCCGCAGUCGCGGUUUCUUUGGAUGUCGAGUGCAUUGUUGAGGAGGAUUGAAAUGUUUCGUACUUAUUUAUGUGAAAGAGUUCUGAUUUGUACCUGUUAUUGUCUUGUGCUUAGUCUAGUAUAAUGUAAAUAUGUACAUACAGAGGGAAAAGUUUAUCGUUUUAAUUUGUGUUGCCCGGUGAACUGUAAUUUGUAUUUUAAUUUAUGCGUGUGUGUAUGUGUGUUUUCUAGCGUGUACACAAUAUUUUAUGAGUUAUUUUUAAUUAUUAUAUUGUGAGUUUUGUGACUUAACGUUUCGAGGAAUUUUGUUGUUAGCCUAGGUUGUGUUCUGGCUCCAAUGAGACUUUUAGAAUAUUUUUUAAUUGUUUUAAUUGUAAAAGUGCAGAAAUUGUGGGCCUACUCAUAACAUCAUGUACACAAAUUUAGGUGGAGUGUUUUUUAACCUAAUUUUGGCGAUUUAUUUUGUGUGUUUGAUCAUGUCUACACAUGAUGAGGUCCUACAUGUUUUGACGUUGUCACUGCACGCUGUUUAACUUUUAAUCACUUUUGUGAAAAUACUUGUUUUUGAAACCAUUUUACCUUUUCGACAUAUGGCAUUUUACCUAAUCAAUUUUUAUAAAUGUAGAUGACUCCUUUCUGCGAUGUAGAUUAUUUGCGUCAUCGCUGGAUCACUUUCUACUCUUCAUAUCAGGCCAAGAGCAAUAAAAACUAGCAAAUAACCUGCUGGGAAGGUGUAGUGAUAGUGAAACCACUUGUGAUAUUACAGUUGUCUGUAUAGUGUUAAGAAUUUAUGAUUAGAUUAAUUUUUUUUACAGAAAAUGCUAUAUUAUAUAUAUACAUAUAUAUUGACUCUUGAGUCUACCGUUUCACGCCAACGUGUCUGUGUUGUAUGAAAUGAAUUUUGAAGUGAAAAUUUGAAUAAAAUGGAAUUAAUUAAG
Molecule: messenger RNA, 4445 nt
Organism: Frankliniella occidentalis (western flower thrips)
Lineage: Eukaryota; Metazoa; Arthropoda; Insecta; Thysanoptera; Thripidae
Gene: chm
Product: histone acetyltransferase KAT7
Exons: 11
Coding region: 143-2854 (903 amino acids)
Biological process (GO): regulation of DNA-templated transcription
Cellular component (GO): nucleus
Molecular function (GO): zinc ion binding; histone acetyltransferase activity
Source: RefSeq, a predicted model, not a curated record